AUGGCUCCACACUGGGAAGAAGAACGUCGUCACCAUCAUCAUCAUAACCGCCCCAUUAUUGAAGUGGAUAUUGUAAAUCCUAUGUCUAGGCCCUAUGUGCCACCGCCUCGUCCUGUUGUAGAAGUAGACAUAGUGAAUCCUAGGCCUUAUGUUCCACCGCCUCGUCCUGUUGUUGAAGUUGAUAUAGUGAAUCCCAUGUCUAGGCCCUAUGGACCACCACCACAGCGUGUGACAACAGAGGUUUAUGUACCACCCCAACAGUACGCUCCUCCUCCACAAAGAGAAAUCGUAAUUGUUGAAAACCGUCCACCUCCACCCCGCGAGCACUGGGAUAAUUCACCUCGCUGGUAA
This is a messenger RNA of Musca domestica (house fly), 351 nucleotides long. RefSeq lists its product as uncharacterized. Lineage: Eukaryota; Metazoa; Arthropoda; Insecta; Diptera; Muscidae. The record is from RefSeq and is a predicted model, not a curated record. The transcript has a single exon. The coding region runs from base 1 to 351 and encodes 116 amino acids.